AUGCAGAAUCUCAUUAAAGCAACUGUCAGGAUUCCUCUAUUUUACCAUCGCCUCCCCUAUUCUGGCCUCUCUCAUUUGACCCCAGGCAGCAUAUAUCCGGUACAUGAAAAGUUCUCACUACAAAUUUCAUUGAAUGAAGAUGAUGAUGAUGAUGAUGAUGAUGAUGAUGAUGAUGACGAAGAUGUUAGAAUACCAUAUUGGGUGAUAUGGAACCAACUUAGUAAAAAGAUGGCCUAUCAGAAAGUCAAUGCAGAUCAAAGAGCACCAGGACACUCACAGUACUUAGACAAUGAUGACCUUCAAGCUACUGCCCUUGACUUAGAGUGGGACAUGGAAAAGGAACUGGAGGAGCCUGGUUUUGACCAGUUCCAACUAGAUAGUGCUGAGAAUCAGAACCUGGAGAAUCCAGAGACUGCAGAUCUCAAUCUUGAUUCCAUUCAACCAGCAACUUCACCCAAAGGAAGGUUUCAGAGACUUCAAGAAGAGUCUGACUAUGUUACCCGUUAUACAAGAUCUGUGCCAAAGAGCAACCCCUGCAACUUUUGCCGCCUUUUAAAAAUACUUUGCACAGCCAUCAUUUUAUUUAUUUUUGGGAUUUUGAUAGGCUAUUAUGCACUUAAAAAGUGUCCUUCAAAUGCUACAUCUUCAGCAAUGCUUGAUCUUCAGUUAUACCAAGAGAUUCUCCAGACAAUCCAAGCAGAAGAUAUUAAGAAGUCUUUCAGAAAUUUGGUACAACUGUAUAAAAGUGAGGAUGACACAGAAAUUUCAAAGAAGAUUAAGACUGACUGGACUUCUUUGGGCCUAGAAGAGGUACAGUUUGUAAAUUACUCCGUGCUGCUUCAUCUGGCAGGCCCGUCUGCCAGCUCUGUGAUUCUGGGUAGCAGCGGCCAAUGCUUUCGUCCUAAUGGCCAGCCCUGCAGCGAAGAAGCCAGAACACAUAGCAGCCAAGAUCUGCUUUACUCAUAUGCAGCCUAUUCUGCCAAAGGAACUCUCGAGGCUGAAGUCAUUGAUGUGGGUUAUGGAAAUGCAGAUGAUUUAAAAAGGAUUCAAAAAAUGAAAAAUACAACGAAUCAGAUUGCACUCCUGAAAUUAGGAAAAUUGCCAUUACUUUAUAAGCUUUCCUUAUUGGAAAAGGCUGGAUUUGGUGGUGUUCUUCUGUAUAUUGAUCCUUGCGAUUUACCAAAGACUGCAAAUCUUAGCCAUGAUACCUUCAUGGUAUCACUGAACCCAGGAGGAGACCCUUCAACACCUGGUUAUCCAAGUGUGGAUGGAAGCUUUAGGCAAAACCGAUCAAACCUCACGUCUCUGCUAGUUCAGCCCAUCUCGGCAUCUCUCGCUGAGAAACUGAUCUCUUCACCAAACAGCAGAACCAAAAACGGUGUCUGUAGCCCUCUAGAACUUCCAGAUAAUGAUGAAAGAAUUGUCAACAUGCAAGUUCAGACAGUUACAAAAUUCAAAACAGUUACUAAUGUUGUUGGAUAUUUAAAGGGCUUGACAUCUCCAGACCGGUAUAUCAUAGUUGGCAGCCACCAUCAUACCACAUAUGGUCCUUACGGACAAGAAUGGGCCAGCAGCACUGCCAUCAUCACCGCUUUUAUCCGGGCCUUGAUGUUAAGAGUUAAGAAAGGGUGGAGACCAGACCGCACAAUUGUUUUCUGUUCAUGGGGAGGAACAGCUUUUGGCAAUAUUGGCUCAUAUGAAUGGGGAGAGGAUUUCAAGAAGGUUCUGCAGAGAAAUGUUGUGGCUUACGUUAGUCUCCACAGUCCCAUAAGGGGUAACUCAAGUCUACAUUCCAUGGCUUCACCAUCUCUUCGGCAACUGGUAAUAGAGAAAAAUCAUUUCAACUGUUCCAGAAGAGCUAAGUGCCAAGAAACCAACGUCAGUUCUGUACAGAUACAAGGUGAUGCGGAUUAUUUCAUCAACCAUCUUGGAGUUCCCACUGUGCAGUUUGCCUUUGAGGAUAUCAAAGCAUUAGAGGGUCCAAGUUUUCUCUCUGAGGCACUUUUCCCUAAACGUGCAACAAAAAUUGAAGAAAUGGAUCCUUUUUUCAACCUUCAUGAAACCAUUACCAAGCUCUCAGGAGAAGUGAUUUUGCAAAUUGCCAAUGAACCAGUUCUGCCCUUCAAUGCUCUCGAUGUAGCUUUAGAAGUUCAAAACAGUCUUAAAGGUGAUCAACCCAACACUCAACUGCUAGCCCUGGCCUCACGCUUGCGGGAGAGUGCUGAACUCUUCCAGUCAGAUGAGAUGCGUCCUGCGAAUGAUCCGAAGGAGAGAAUUCCCCUCCGUGUCCGAAUGCUGAAUGACAUUCUCCAAGACAUGGAGAAAAACUUCCUGGUACAGCAAGUGCCACCGGGUUUUUAUAGAAAUAUACUGUACCACCUUGAUGAGAAGACAAGCCAGUUUUCAAUCCUCCUGGAGGCGCAGGAGCGCUGCAAGUUACUUGCCUCAAAUGAGACCCUUCAAGAAGCCCUGUCAAAGGUGUUGAACAGCAUUAAUUCAGCUCAGGUUUACUUCAAAGCAGGACUUGAUGUGUUCGAGAGUGUCUUGGUUGGAAAGAACUGAGAAAACUCUCAGCAUUUUAAGAAGUUUGUUUACAAUUCCUCAAGCAAAAGCUCUAAUCUAACAGGAUUUUCUGACAUUGAAGACUUCCCCCCAGUGACUUUUUAUACAAGUCUAAAGCUAUUAUGACAUUGUGUUUUUAAAUGUACAUUUAAAAGAGCAUUUUGCACAUUUAAUAUUUUCUUAUAUCGACAUCUCUGAAUAUGUCAAAGCAAGUUAUUGAAAUAAUCCUUAAGAUUUAUCUAUUAAAAAGAAAUCUGCUGUAUUUUUAUAUAUAUAAAAUAUGUGGGGGGAAAAGUUCCAAGAAGUUCUGGACAAUCUUCACUCCUAGGGAUAAAACAUAUAGGAACAGAAGUUAUUCCCUAUGUUACAGCUUUUAAUGACCUAGUUUCUAUAAUAGAUGUGGAGAGUUGAUAUGGUUUCAGAUUAACUUCACUAGUAAGUAUUCAAUAUGAAGAAUCCAAGUAUUCCGACUGACUGAUUGGUCGACCAAAACCACUUUGAAUGUUUCUAUUUUAUGAAAUGAAGUGCCUGUUUGUCAUACAACUAGAUGUAGUAAUACACUGGUUAUGAAAUUGUAUUUUUUAAGUAUUAAUGAAAAAAAGAGCCAUAAACAUUCCAGGGGAAUAUCUCAAAGUAGUUGCACAGAGCAAUUUAAAUGCAAAUUUUUUCCUAACAACUUAUAAGGUGACUAGCUUUGAAACCCCUAAUUUGCCUCAGUUGAUUUUGUACAAAUUUCAGGAGUGAUAUAAGUCUUAUGAGGGAGAAAAUAUUUCUGAUUUCUUCUUCUGUUGGUUCUGUUGGAAGCACUGAAACCCAGCUACUCUGAAAUGAAAGCAUUUUGCAUCACUCUUCCUUCUUGUAUCUUUUCUGAAACUCCUUCUUAUAAGGCGGUUUUAACAGAAUACCAUGUAAUCUCCACAGGAAAGUAGCAAAAUGUCUCUUUGAAAACCCAAACUAUCUUAAAAAGCAUCGAAUUGCUAUUU
Mirounga angustirostris (Northern elephant seal) is the source of this 3545-nucleotide messenger RNA. RefSeq names its product N-acetylated alpha-linked acidic dipeptidase like 2 (gene NAALADL2). NCBI's taxonomy places the organism in Eukaryota, Metazoa, Chordata, Mammalia, Carnivora, Phocidae. The coding region runs from base 1 to 2562 and encodes 853 amino acids. The record is from RefSeq and is a predicted model, not a curated record. The transcript is spliced from 16 exons.